GACCUGAAAAUAACCUAUAAAAUGCCUAAAAUGGCAAUGACUUUAAACAAAAGAAUUGAUCCUUUAAAGGCGACUGGUUUCGCUUCGUAAAUGGAUAAUGAUAACAUAACACAGUACAAACAAUGAAACAAUAAAAAUACCAUAUGGAAAUCGAAUUAAAAUCGAUAACACAUGAAUACAAUCAAGUGUAAACAUUUCUCUAAAUAAUUUGUGAAUAAAAUAUAUUUCGAUAAAUCUCAAUCAUGAUUUCGAUAACAAAUCUAUAUUCGAGAACUACCGUCAAGAAACAAGUGUUGAUAAAAAUGUUGGCAAAAAUCAAAUUGAAAACUUUUCCAUAACAAAUGGUAGUGACAUAACAAAAGUUUUGAAAAAUAAAAUAAUAUCAAUUAUUGAAAUAAAAAAGAAAAAAAAAAAAAAAUAAAACUCACUUAUCGAAAUUGAAAAUCUAACUCAUAUGUUAUUGACAAUGAAAACCCUACAACAGACCACCAUGCAAAACGAUAAAUUGACGAUAACAACAAAACGUUCGGAUUCUGUUAAGCAAUUUCAAAGUUUAUCGAUAAAUGCAAAGGAGUUUAAACCUUUGCCAAAGGCGGAGGCAAACACCAUAGACAAUACAAUGAGGGGUGGUGAUUUGGAGAGUCCCCUACCGCAUACCAGCAAAAAAUCUCUUGCAAAUUCUCUGCAACAAAAACCAAAACCAAUGCGCAUAAUGAGACGCGGCGAUCGGUUAAUCGAUAGCAUGACGUCUUCAAAGAGAAAUCCGGUGACCUCAAAUUCCAUGGGGAGCAAAGAGAAUUUUGCCCAAACCGAAAUGGAACUUAUCAAGAAUCUGUGUGACGUUUCAACGGAAAGGGAGAGUAGAGAAACGAUAACACACGAUAAUGGAAUUAUCGGAAAUGGCAUUGACCACGUAACUGGGGAUACUGAGGAUGAUGUGAAUGUAAAUUUUGUAAAGGACUCUCUGGCUGGGGCAGCUUGUGCCAAUGUAAAUAUAGGUAUACGAAAUUCCUGUGAUACUACUUACAAUGUUAUCGAUAAAUCGAGUGGUGAAUGUAACGAUAAUUGUUUGUGUUUUUCGAAUGAGACAAAUGCUGCUGGGAUUGUAGUGGUGGUGAAGGAGAAUGGCUUUGGCCUGGAGGUUGACAAUAAUCGAGAAAAUGAUAUCGAUAAUGGAGAUAUCGAUAAUGAAGAUAUCGAUAAUGGAGAUAUCGAUAAUGGAGAUAUCGAUAAUGAUGAUGAUAUCGAUGACCGUGAUCUACCCAAUUAUUCACAGAGUUGUAUAUACGAACAGAGAAUUAUAGACUUUGAAAAUUUCCGCAUCAUUGAACAGGUUAUCGAUAGCAAUUGCAAUGGCAACCAUGGACCCGAUGAGGUCGAUAAAUGCUGCAGUAGUUUUGAGAAAUUUGGCCACCAGAGAAGUACAAAUGGUCCGGCAUCCAAUGACAAUGACAAAUGGCAGGAAAUAUUUAAAAUUUUACCUGAUAGCCUUAAAGUUCAAAGGGGUGGUGGGGCAGAGGAGCCGCUGCCUACAUCCUCCAGCAAGGAUAACCGAACGAAGCCUCUCAAGAGAGUUGGCAGCAAUUUGUCAGAUAACUCCCUGAAAUCGCUGGACAAACAUCCGCUCUACACCAAUCCUUCGAUAAAUUUUUCCUGUUCCGAAUUGGUGGCAUUUAUCGGUGAUAGUUUCAAAGUUAUCGAUAAUGCCCAGGCGGUGUAUAACAAUGAGCCCAGAGAGAUUAAAGAAUUCGUUCCUCGCCACAUGGCCAAGGUGAAGGCCAAAGAAUCGUCUUCGGUGGGCAAUUCGCCGUUUCGUCGCGGGAAACGUUCAACGUGUGCGGCGAAUUCGAUAAGCGCAAAUCGCCAGCCGAUAAGCGGUAAUCGUACGGUUGAUGAUAACAAUAAUACGCGUCGGUUUUCGGGAAUCUCUGCGGCGGAACGUUUAAUGCAGAGUCUCAACUGUGAUGUGUCCAAAGAGUUGGCUACGAAAAAUCGUAAAGCGAAGGGGAAUCGUGGCCAUUUGGCCCAGGAGAAGCCCUCUACGUCCACGGCGACAAACAAAACCCUGUUGAAGGCCUUGAAAUCGAAGUUGACUCCCCUGGCCCCACCCUUUCAGCCUUCAUCGCAGACAAAAGCUCAAAUUGAGGCGGCCAUUAUUGCCAAUACCCAUGGCGAGGGGUAUGCCAAUGGUGCUGUCAACCUGGCCUCCUCCUCAGCGGCCACUUCGCCUCCCAAUUCUUCCACAUAUUUGAAUUAUGAGCAGACCACCACCACCAUUUACUAUCAACAAAAUCCACAGCAGCAACAACAACAACAACCACCACAAAUAAUGGCCAGUAAUGUGUUGAUGAAUUUCCCACCUAGCAACCUCCAGCAGCAGCAGCAACAACCUGCUGUACAACCAGCACAAGUUUUCAUACCUCCCACCCAUCAACAACAUUGUGCUCAAAAUUUGCUGGCCCUGAUGGGCCAGGGUAUACCUCACAUACAUCUACCCCCUUUGGGGGGUGCAACAGGUGCCACCACCACCCCUGCCACCUCUAAUAUUGGCGGUGGUAAUGCAACAACGGUUCUCAAUCUUACCUCAAAUUCUUCAAAUGCCAAUCCAGCUCAUCUCAGCACUCAUCUCUUGCCCAUACAAUUGAUUUCCACAAUGAAUGGAGAACUGGCCGCCUGGCCCCUGGUGGAUGGCUCGACGGGCACGGCAAAUGCAACACCCGUUUAUAUGGACCUCAAUGGGGAGCUUCACUCCAUUUGUCCAGCUCAUGGACCACCACCCAGUGCUGUGGCUCUGGGAGCAUCCACUGCUUCCAAUAAUCUCCCCAGCCAUCAUCCACCCCUGGCCGCCAUAGGAAAUCAAACAGCAUCCGUUGUGGCGGGCACAUCCUCGUUAGCCUUGGCCACACCUGCAGGAAUUGUAAAUUCUUACAAUUCCUUGCCAUAUACCAACAUAACAUACCAACAGCCGCACACCCAUCAUCACCACUCCCACCAGCAGCAGCAGCAUCAACAUCAACAACCACACUCCCAUCAACAGCUCUUAAGCCUACAUGCUUCCUCGGCCCCCUCUCAUCACUAUCACCAACCGACUCCAUGUGCCACAGCAGCAGUCCAACCACCACAAACAUUGGCAUUGGCUAAUUCUCCUCUAAGAAUCAAAUCCAAUUGCAAUUUUGUGUCAGCUCAACAAUCUUCACCAUGCUCGGCGGCGUUGGCGGCUAAUUCAGCAGGACAAUCAUCAUCAGCAUCAUCAUCCACCUCGGCGGCCACAUCGUCCUCUUCACCACCGCGAGUGGUGCUACAACUGGAUGCAGGUGUCUCGCUGCCAUUGCAGAUAGCCGGCAAACGCAAAUUAAUUCAAGGUAUGUGCCCGGACAACUACAACGAUGUUUAUAAUGGUCCUACAACUGUACAAAUGGUUUCACAGAAUCGUCCCCCACCACCGAUGACAGUGCCCGUACAGGUGCCUCAGGGUCAGAUGGUGCAGCCGUAUGUCAAUGAAAGUGGCACAUUGACACAUGUGGUAUUGUCACCGCAACAAUAUCAGCAGCUACAUGCCGGCCAAGGACACAUACAUCCAUCAUUUAUUGCUAAUGGCACAACCCAUUAUUAUGCCCCCAUGCCAAAUGGCUUUCAACCUGGCAGCGGAGCGGCGGCGCCUUAUCCUGUUAAUCCGCAUGGUCAUAUGACGGCGCCACCGCCACCACAUCAACCUGCUACACCCCAACCUCCUCCGCCGCAUCAACAACAAAUGACCAAUAUAACAAAUAAUACAGCGCCACAACAACAGCACUCACCAGUUUCACAUUCCGCCAAUCACUCGCCAUCACCACCUAAUAAUAACAAUAAUUAUCACAAAGAUGAAAGGACACAAAGACAACAUUCGAAAUUGCUAAAGAAAUUGGACAAACAACGAGGGGAGUACAAUUCAGCUGUUUCUUCGCCCAAUCAUUCGCCAUCACCCAGACGCCAGGAGCCACAAAUAAAUGGUCACAACAAUGGACGGUCACAACAUGCCAACAACAAUCAUCAGCAGCAGCAGCAACCACAUCAACGUAAAUCCCAUCAACAGCGUAAUGGCAAUUUUCCUUAUAACAGUAAUAACAACAACAGCAACCAAGGUGCCUCCUCUUCCAAUGCCUCGUCCGAAGAAGGCGAAGACCUAACAGCAAAUGGCUUGUCCCCCGACCAUGAAGAGGAAGACUGUCAAGCCUCAAUUGUGAAACAAUUAUCGGACAUUCAAAAACCCGAAGUAAACGAAAUUACACCCCGAUCCGCCAAAAUCAUGUGGGAUAUACCACAAAGCAUCAAUGAAUCGGCCUCCCAUCUCAUCAAUUUGGAAGAGUUACGCUAUAGAGUCCUCCUAAGUGAAGGUACAAAAGAAUUUAAAAGUUUCUACGAAGGUUCCUCAUUCGAUUGUGUCAUACACGAUCUGAAGCCGGGUCAGGAAUACAGGGUGCAGGUGCAGGUACACUAUGAACAUUUACAGGGUGAUCCCUCAGAACCCCUGAAAUUUUCCACACCAGCCUGUGAACCGGAAAGACCCAUGGCACCGAGAGUGGUAACGGUUAACAAGAACUCCUUGCAUCUGCGUUGGAAUAACACCCUGUGCAAUGGUUCACCAAUUCAGCAUUAUCUGCUGGAAUAUGAUGAGGGUCGAACCGGACCCCUGACUGCUGAAAAAUCCAUUAAUUUUGUAGAGGCUGUGAAAACCAAGGGUCGGCAAUACAUUGUAACCAAGUUGCAACCCUCCACACUGUACCACUUCCGCCUGGCGGCCGUUAACGAAAUUGGACCCUCUCAAUAUUCACCCAUAUGUUCAUAUAGUACCCAAGGUAAUCCUCCAGCAGCCCCCAAACCACCCACCCUACAAUCGUUCAGCUCUUCCUCGCUGCGUUUACUUUGGGAGAAACGCCAAACGGAUGGUGCCACAUGCAUUUACAUUCUACAAAUGUUGGAUCGUGAAUCGGGCCAUGGUUAUUUGAAUGUCUACAAUGGACCCGAUUGUUCGUAUGAAUGUUGUAAACUAAGAAGGGCCACCCUGUAUAACUUUCGUCUGAAGGCCGAAAAUGAAUCGGGGGCCUCAGCAUGGUCUCCAGAAGUUUCCUACAAAACGGCACCCGAAAGACCCGGACGACCGGGUAAACCAUAUGCCAAGGGUAAAAUUCAUGGCACUCAUUUUCGUGUACGCUGGGAACCACCCUCCGACAAUGGGGGCGCAGAAGUCCUGCGUUAUUAUCUCGAAAUUAACCCGGGUGGCCAGAAAUUCGAGAGAAUUUACUCUGGUGCUGAGUGUGAGACAAACUGUGAUCGCUUGCAGCCCGGCACCACCUAUCAACUGAGAGCUUCCUGCGAGGGUCCCGGUGGAUUUAGUCCCUAUUCGGAGAUUAGUCACAUAACCUCUGAAGCUGUAGUACCUGCUGCUCCGCCUGCACCCUAUUACGAUACUGCGCCAGGACCUUUUGCUGCCGUCAUACGACUGGAGAAGCCUGAUUACAAUGGCGGAGCCCCCAUACUAGAGUACGAAGUACAAAUUCGCCGGCCAGGUGACCAAGAGCCACCCACCUUGGCUUAUAGGGGCAAGGAUGACUAUUGUGUGGUGAAUGCCCUGCAACCGGGUUGCCAAUAUGAAGUGCAAGUGAGGGCGGUGAAUCGCAUAGGGGCCGGAGCCUGGUCACCUUGGUUUGAGUUCUCCUCGUCGGCAGCCCCACCCAAUAAUCCUGAAAAUCUUAAGGUCAUUAUAAAGUCAGCCACUCAACUGCAUGUCACCUGGCAGGAACCGGCUAAUAAAGGCGGAGCUGCCAUAUCGGAAUAUCGAUUAGAGAGUGCCACGGGUAAUGCCAGUUCUACAAAGGAAGAAGCCAUCCCCGAACCCCCGCCAGCAUCAGCAUUCCAUAUCUGUUACCAGGGUCUGCAAUGCAGUACAGAUUUGAGGAAUUUGCUGCCCUUUACAAGAUACUACUUCCGUGUAAAUGCCUGCAAUGUGGCUGGCAUGAGCAAAUGGUCACCGAUUAUCAAUUGCCAAACACCGGCAGCAGCCCCUUCACCGCCACAAAUCAAAGACUUUGAAUUCACCUCAAAUGAAGCCACUUUACGUUGGUCCGCCCCCGAAAGCAAUGGUUCACCGAUCAUUAACUAUACCAUUGAAUACAACAGUGCCCCCUCAAAUGUAACCACCAUAACUACACCGGACGAGAAAACCGAAUACACGGUUAGUAAUUUGCAGCCGGAAACCUCAUACAAAUUCAAAGUACAGGCCAUUAAUGCCAUUGGUUCGGGUCCCUUCUCGGCCUAUGCCAAAUUAACUACGCUCCCCUCACCACCUGCCCCACCGAAACUGGAAUGUUCUGGUGUGGGUCAUAAUUUCAUUAAACUCAAAUGGGGAGAUGGCAAAAAUCUGGAUUUCACCAAAUUCUAUGUGGAAAUGUAUGUCCAAAGGGCCAAGGAAUUCCAGGUUGUCUACACGGGCACAAACUGUAUGUGUAAGGUGAAUAAGCUGCAAGAACGGACAUGUUAUACCUUUCGCAUCUGUGCGGGCAAUGAUCGUGCCGGAGUUGGUGAAUACUCGGAUGAAUAUGUUUUCACCACAACACCCUGUUUCCCGAGUAGCAUUAAGGCUCCUCGAAUUGCUCAAAAUCUCAAUGCUGCAACGCUGGGAGGAAAUACAACAGGUGCUGUGGCCACAGUGAAUACCAACACAACAAGCACAACGGCGGCGACCACCGCCUCUAAUGCCAAUGUCAUACCCUCAGGUCUGAUACCCGAAACACCAAGUUAUCCAACCGGUUUGGGUAAUCUAAUGUUGGGUGUACCCCUCACCCUGGAGUGGCAACACUCGAAGAACUCCUUCAGCGAUCGUGUGGAAUAUAUGCUGCAAUAUGCCAUUGGUAAAGAUGGUAAUUUUAAAAUGAUCUACCGUGGUAGUGAGACCAAAUUUACAAUUGAAAACCUUGAACCGGCUGGCCUUUAUCAAUUCCGUGUCUGUCCCAUACGUGUCACAAGUACUGGCGAAGAUUUAUUCGGUGCAUUUACAUCACCAUUCCGUUAUGUUGUGCCUCUGAUUCCACCGCUGGAGGAGAUAGAUGAUAAUCUGUUGACCAAUGCAGCGGCAACAAUGAUUGCUAGUCUAAAUGCGGCCGGUGCAAAUACAGAGGGUGGAGCCACAUGUCAUGGCCAUUCGCAUAAUCAUCAUUCCCAUUUGCACCAUCAUCAUGCCGUGCAUUCGCAUCACAAUAGCCGGCAUCACAGUGAUAAUAGUUUAGCAACAGCAUCCUCAACGGGUCUUCAUCAUCGUUCCGUUUCGGCCAACAGCAGCAGCAGCAGUGGCAAUAAACAUCAUAGUUCCGCAAAUAAUGGAAGUGGUAACUCUGCCACAACAGGCAAUAAUACCUUACUUAUAAACACCAAUGCCAUGGGUUUCAUACCGCUUGGUAAUGUCUCCAACGACUUGACAGCUGGCAAUUUUGGUGGUUGUGAUGAUCCCAAUCAUAAUCAUCAUCACCACCAUCAUCAUCAUCCACAUGCCUUCCAUGACAACAACAAUGGCAUUGCCAGUACACACCACCAUCAUAACGGUGCUGGUGCAUCCGGUUCCCAGGCAUCGAGUAAUACGGCCACUCUAUUGGCCGCCAGUGCCGCCAAUCAAUUGUUUGCCAAUAAUCCCAUUCUCUUGCAAGCAGCCACAGCAGCCAUAAGUCAUCAUCAGCACAUAUUGGAUAAUCAGCGACACCAGCAACAACAUCAUGGCAGUGUCAUUCGGCGUUUCAUCCAUCGUCUCAGUUCGGUGUAUACGAAUCGUAAACGUUUCACCGAUCAGGAGAAGGCCGUUAUUUUUAUGUUAUCCUUUUUAUUCUUUACAUUCGUAUUUGCCACUUUUGUCAAGAUGUUUAUGCGUUAGGCGAGGCGAAGCUGCUGCUGCUGUUUAUUCAACACCUGGGUUAUAUGUUGUCUGAUAUUUCACCAUCAUCGCCAUGAACGUACUCUCACAUCAGGUGGCUGCAAGGUGAAAUAUCAUAUGGACACCAAAAAAUUCCGGGAGAAGAUAUAAUCUAGGAGGCAACACCCCAUGGAAUGCCGCUCUAAGAUUUCUUUUCACCGAUGACAAAUAAAUUAUCAACAUGUUGGGAUUAUAUACUUAAGCAGUUUUGCUCUCUAUCGCUCGCUCAGCUAUGGUUUCAAAAGCAUUCCGUUUUGUGUGUGUGAGUGUGCUGAAAGCGGUCUUUAAGCAGAGAUUUAUCUCGAAUUACCUUUAAUCUUUGAAAUAAGAAAAAGACGCGGGAUCAGAGAAAUUUUAAAAUUUCAAUUCCGAUUUUGGAUGAUGACGUCACCAAUUUUGAAAAAUACAUGUCUCAAAGAAAAAUUAACAAAUUAUUAGCCGCCGGCAAAACUCACCCCAAUGGAUGUUUGAAGACCCACAACCUCCCUCACUUCGCCCUCCCAACAUAGUAAAUCAAGCCCAUAUGUCUCAAAACAACAAAAGUCUAUAGAGAAUAUAAUACAAUGAUGAUUUUAUUUAUAGUUAUUAUGAACACACACACACACACACACACAGACAGGCAACCAGACUUGUCUAUAAAAACACUAAAACAACAACAAAAUUUUUAAUUAAUUCAAAUAUAUUUUUUCUAAAUAAAAUAUAUUAUUGAAAUUUAUAGAUAUAUGAAAAAUUGAAAUAGUUAUAUUAUGCAUAGCGAAUAAGUACGAAACGAAAUAUAUAUAUACAUGCAAACAUAUAUAUAAUAUACAAAAAUAAAUAAAAAAAACAUCUAAGUGUUUCUAUGUAAAUGUGUAAAAUUUAACAAAAUAAAAACUUUAGCUUAAAUAAAAAAUGAAAAAUGAAAUAAUGCAUUUCCAUAAACAAAUAUCGAAGAAAGAAAAACCCCCAAAACAAGAUUAUGUAAAAAAUGUGUACGAAACUCUAAAACAUAAAAAUAAUGUACUAAAAAUUGUAUAAAUAUUUAGAAAAUUAAUUCUAAAAAAAAUGUAAACAUAUUAUAUUACUAUAUAUAUAUAUUAUCAAUUAUGAAAUUUAUAUAAAUAUCAAUAUAUUGUUUUUUUGAUUUUUUUGCAAUUCCAUAUUUAUCUAGCAACAUAUUCCAAUGCGUAUCUACAUGUAUUUUUUUUACAACAAUAUUUAGCUGCAUUUUAACUAAUUAUUUUGUGUGUUUCUCAAACAUACUUUUUAGCUAAACUAUAUAUCUAUCUGUCCAUGAUAACCAUGCAAUUAGUAAACCGAUUUCUUAUUUUUUUUUUCUUCGUCGCUCUCAACUGAACAUAAGAAAUAAAAAAACAAUUCCUAUCUACAUUAUAAGUGUAAAAUCUAUCGAAAUCAUAUAUCGAAAUGUAUAAACAAAAAAAGUGCUUUUCUUUAGUAAAAAUUUGUAAAAAAAAAAACAAAAACUAAACGGAUUAAAAUAAAUAUUUUUUACGCCUACGAAAGUAAAAAAAA
Molecule: messenger RNA, 9448 nt
Organism: Musca domestica (house fly)
Lineage: Eukaryota; Metazoa; Arthropoda; Insecta; Diptera; Muscidae
Gene: mtgo
Product: fibronectin type-III domain-containing protein 3a
Exons: 7
Coding region: 455-7897 (2480 amino acids)
Molecular function (GO): protein binding
Source: RefSeq, a predicted model, not a curated record